AUGGCAGAGCCAAGGGACAUCAGUCCGGAGAAACAUGUGGCACUAGUAUCAUGGAUCGCUCAGGGCUCGUGGAAGACAGUGUGCUACUUUGUCGAUGAAGAAAAUAGGAUAUCGGAAUCAACCCUGCAUCCUGGCUCGGGGAACUGGGCAGGUACCAAGAAGGUGGAGGACAUUGAAUCGCAUGGUCCCAUUCGCAGUUUAGAUGCCACGUGUGCUGGAGAUGGAGAGAUCAAUCUACUGUAUGUCGCCAAUGGAAAGGUGCAUCAGUGGGGAUAUGAUCUGGAGGACGGCAAGUGGGUGGAUUAUAAGCUGGCAUUUUUCAGGAACGUGGAUGUCAGAAAGGCAGUCAUUAUAUCAGGGCCAGAUGAUAAGGAUGUGGCAUACUUAACCAGACUCAGUCGAGACGCCCCCUUCACCAAACUCGGUAUUGAAGGUUUUGGUCUAGGCGAAUUCCAGAAGGAAGAAGAGGUCUAUUCAGCAUGUGCUGGUCCUGAUGGCUAUAUCAUUUAUCACAAAGAAAUUGGGGGAAGUGAGAUUUUACUCCAGAUAUGGUCUAUUAAGGGCUUUGGGAUGUACCGAGAUGUAUGGGGGCGACGCUUCUUCUACGAGAACUUCAUGAUCCAUACCGUCAGUAGACCCAGGGCUUCACCAAGGGUGUUUCUCUUCAAUGAGGAGAAGAUAGUAGAAUGCACGGAAAAUGGAAAUGGGAAUAUCGAGACGGCAACUGUCGUCGACUUUGAGGAGAAAAUACCAUAUAUCAGUAUUGAUGGUGUCUCGCUGGGAGAAAUGGUCUGCCUGGUGUAUGGAGAUAGGAAGACAGUCAAGAGUGUUAUGAUCAUGUCGAAUGGAGAUGGAAUUGUCAAGAUGCCUGAUAUAAAAUGA
This is a messenger RNA of Aspergillus wentii DTO 134E9, 882 nucleotides long. RefSeq lists its product as uncharacterized. The transcript has 4 exons. Lineage: Eukaryota; Fungi; Ascomycota; Eurotiomycetes; Eurotiales; Aspergillaceae. The coding region runs from base 1 to 882 and encodes 293 amino acids. The record is from RefSeq and is a predicted model, not a curated record.